Molecule: messenger RNA, 1415 nt
Organism: Desarmillaria tabescens
Lineage: Eukaryota; Fungi; Basidiomycota; Agaricomycetes; Agaricales; Physalacriaceae
Product: eukaryotic translation initiation factor 2B beta subunit
Exons: 7
Coding region: 43-1146 (367 amino acids)
Biological process (GO): translational initiation
Cellular component (GO): eukaryotic translation initiation factor 2B complex
Molecular function (GO): guanyl-nucleotide exchange factor activity; translation initiation factor activity
Source: RefSeq, a predicted model, not a curated record
CCGAAAACUGACUCGUCCUCAACGUUCUGCACAUCCCCCACGAUGACUUCCGAUGCCGCCGACCAACGCAUCGUCGAAAGUCUUGCACUACGGCUACGACGGCGACAAGUCGUCGGUUCACGCGCAUCGGCCCUUGAGACCCUGCUUGUAAUACGCCAAGUUGUCGCAAAAGCACGAUUCUCCAAUUUUGAACAACUCGUUGAUAUCAUUCGUUCUGUGGGCCGAAGACUUGUGGAGGCGCAGCCAAAAGAACACUCCGUUGGUAAUACCGUACGAAAGGUUCUGCAUCAUAUUCGAGAGGAAUACCAUACUGCUACAAAAGGAACAACAACCUCUAUACCAGAAUCAUUUUCAAUAGCGAAAUUCGUUCUGCAAGGGCAGCCGCGGAAGCAUAUUACCGUCACAAAAGCAGAGAAGAAGGGCACGCUCAAGGAAGAUGACCCAACUGAUCCCGAUUCAUUCGCACGAGGACUGAAACCUGUCCUCAUGGAGGCCAUCCAAGACAUAUUUGACGAGCUGGAAACUGUGUACGAUAACGUGUCCAAAAAUGCCAAAGAUCAUGUACAUUCAGACGAAAUCAUUCUCACUCUCGGCGCAUCGAAGACUGUAGAGACCUUCUUCAAGACUGCUGCACAUUAUCGAAAAUAUACUGUGAUAGUUGCCGAGACAGCACCUACUUAUGGCGGCCGUGAUUUAGCUGCAUCCCUCUCGUCUGCAGGCAUCUCAACAUUCCUCGUCCCCGAUUCAUCAAUCUUUGCCCUAAUGUCUCGAGUCAAUAAAGUCAUUCUCGGUGCUCAUGCAAUCCUUGCAAACGGUGGCAUGUUUGCCACAUCUGGUGCACAAAUAGCUGCCACCGCUGCGCGAGCACAUAGCACCCCGGUUGUCGUCUGUGCAGGGCAAUUCAAAGUAACCCCACUUUGGAAUCUCUACCAUGAAUACGGAGCUUUGGAUUUCUCCGACCCCAGUAAGGUUCUUGGGUUUGAGGAGGGUGAUUUGGUUGAUAAGGUGGAUGUUGUGAACCCGUUCUAUGAUUAUGUUUGCCCCGAAUUAGUUGAUGCAUAUAUCACGAACGAUGGCGAUCAUCCACCUUCAUCAAUAUAUCGGCUCCUCACAGAAACCUACGACGACGAAGAUACAGUGCUAUAGAUCCGGCGAUAUAUUACAACAGCCAGUCAUCCUAUAUCAGUAUAAUUAGAGUAGUGCUAGUGUUGUAUACCAUCCGACUAUUUCUUGAGAAUAUCAAAGAAGGCCUCUUGUGGAAGCUCUACGGUUCCGACCUUCUUCAUUCUGCGCUUCCCUUCCUUUUGGUUCUCCAGAUGCUUUAGUUUCCGUUCAUAAUGGCCUACCCAAUGUCAGCUCUUCGACGGCCUCGUUAAUAAGCACUACGACGCACCUCCGUACAACCCUGCAGUGAC